UAGUGCACUUGAUGUCCACUAGGUGGUGGUGUGUAAACAGAGCGGCUCUGUCAGCAGGUUGUCUGUGUGUGUAACCCGUCAGUCAGAGAGAAGAUGGCGCUGAACAGAAACCAUUCUCCUCAGGGAGGAGUGCUCAUCAACAACAGUGAGAGUGUGCUGAGAGACUGUAAGAAUGUGGAGCUGUCAUUCAGUGAUGUCACACAAAAUAGUGACCUAUUUAAAGGGACCAAGAAGGGCAUUGUGUACCUCACACCUUACAGGAUGGUGUUUGUGUGCAGUAAUAUGAAGGAGAAGUUCUGCUCCUUCAUGUUCCCGUAUUACCUGAUGAAGAACUGCAGCAUUGAGCAACCCGUAUUUUCUGCCAACUUCAUCCAGGGGAUCAUCAAAGCAGAACCUGGUGGUGGUUGGGAAGGUCAGGCCAAGUUUAAGUUGACCUUUCUCAAUGGAGGGGCCAUUGAGCUCGGACAGCACCUCUUUAAACUGGCCUCCAAUGCAUCUCGCCCCCCUGCACAGAAUGGUGCAGCUAGUUUUGCCCCUGCAGGCUACAUGAAUGGCUAUGCGAGUCCAGCAAUGCCUCAACCCUACUACAACCCUUACCCCUACCCACCUGCUGCUCCAGGCAUGUAUCCCACAGUUCCCCCUUACAUGGCUCCACCUCCUCCAUACCCUGGACCUCCUCAGAACUGGAAUCCUCCACCAGUUGUUCCUGGAAAUACUAAAGAAGCUGAGGCAGCUGGCAGUGCUUACUACAAUCCUACCAACCCGCACAAUGUCUAUAUGCCAAUGGAUCAGCCUCCUCCAUACUUCCCUCCUCAGAACCAGCCAGAAAAGAAAAACAACUAAGUCUCCGCUCCUGUGAGGUCACAUGAUUGUGCAUUAUGACAUCACAGGUUUUUCUCAGAUUGGCUUGUACUGGAUGUUAGAACCUAAGCAAAAUUUAUUAUAAAUACAUGUAUUGUAUCUCUACUUUAUCUGUGUGUGAGAGAGUGACUGAUAGAAGUGUGUGUGUGUGUUUGUAAUCAUGUUUAUAACCAGCAAAGUUUUUCUAAUUCAGCUUUUCUGCACCUUUCCACUGUUUAUAAUCAGAAGUGUUUAUUAGAGUUUGUUAAUAAGCUUCUUCUCAGCUGUUGUUAGAUUUGCUGCUUAGUGACUCGUUUCCAUGGCUACUGCAUUAACGCAGAUCUAUUCACAACCGCCGAUUGAAGUCCCUGAGUACCUGGGCAGUAUGUGUGUGUGUGUGUGAAGUGUGUGACAAACCUAUAGCACAGGUACACAAUCAUAUUAACUUUAUAGACAUUAUAGGAAACUCUAUAACUCCAGUGUGUGUUUCCUCACGCUAUCCCAUAAUAUCCUGUGAUGGUGUAAACUGUGCAUUGAUUCUCACACACUCACGGUUUCCUUUAAUAUUCAGGAUUACUUUCUCUGAUUUGUAACUGCUAGAUUAAAGAUAUUGGUGAAUAAAUAGACAAAAGUUCUGAC
This is a messenger RNA of Tachysurus vachellii, 1479 nucleotides long. RefSeq names its product WBP2 N-terminal like (gene wbp2nl). Gene Ontology annotation, cellular component: nucleus. The record is from RefSeq and is a predicted model, not a curated record. The transcript has 8 exons. The coding region runs from base 94 to 843 and encodes 249 amino acids. Gene Ontology annotation, biological process: positive regulation of DNA-templated transcription. NCBI's taxonomy places the organism in Eukaryota, Metazoa, Chordata, Actinopteri, Siluriformes, Bagridae. Gene Ontology annotation, molecular function: transcription coactivator activity; chromatin DNA binding.